AGUUUUUAUUUUGUCACGUUUAGAUAUGGGACUUAACACAAGUUACACCGGCAUAAGUUAAAACUUGAAACCCUAGUAACACUCUUUAGCGCCUCUGGCCUCGCGUCUCUCCAUUCACAACGCGGUCCUCUCCUCUGUUUCACUUCUGCCUCUGAAUUUCUCGACCCAUUUCUCCUCUUCGUCCAAAAAGGCCCAGCCCGCAAGCUGCUCCCAUGGCUGCAACCGCUCAGACCAUACCGGUUAACCCAAAACCCUUUUUGAACAAUUUGACUGGAAAGCCUGUCAUUGUAAAGCUUAAAUGGGGAAUGGAAUACAAAGGUUACCUUGUCUCAGUUGAUUCAUAUAUGAAUCUGCAGCUGGCCAAUUCUGAAGAGUAUAUUGAUGGUCAAUUCACGGGUAAUCUUGGAGAGAUUCUUAUCAGGUGUAACAAUGUUCUCUAUCUGCGUGGGGUACCCGAAGAUGAAGAAAUUGAGGAUGCAGACCAAGAUUAGGGGCCUCAUUUUGCCAGUGAAUUAAGAACAGGUUUUUACAGUGUAUUUAAGUGCAGAUUUUGGUACCCUGGUAAUGGCUUACCUUCACAUAAUGUUAGUAUGUUUGAUUUUGUCUAUUCUAGAGCAGCCUUAGUGUAUCAUGCUGCCAUUGCCAUCUCCAGGUUUGAUGGACGAAAUUCCUCCUAGAUGUAUUCUACUUUUUUGUACUUUUUCCCUGUCUGCAUCCCAAAUUUCAUGUUCUUAACAUUGUUUUAAUUGCCUGCCACAGCUUUCUCUAAGUUAUGUUACAAAAUGAAUUAUGAGUCAAAA
Molecule: messenger RNA, 800 nt
Organism: Malania oleifera
Lineage: Eukaryota; Viridiplantae; Streptophyta; Magnoliopsida; Santalales; Ximeniaceae
Product: probable small nuclear ribonucleoprotein F
Exons: 5
Coding region: 213-491 (92 amino acids)
Biological process (GO): spliceosomal snRNP assembly; mRNA splicing, via spliceosome
Cellular component (GO): catalytic step 2 spliceosome; U1 snRNP
Molecular function (GO): RNA binding
Source: RefSeq, a predicted model, not a curated record